ACAUUACUUUUAAUGACAAUGUUUCUAAUUAUACUUCAUUAUAAUUCCAUGUUAGGUCCUGACCGCUACUCUUGUUCCACACGACACAAGUAUGGUAAUGGCGAAAGUAUCAACUGUUUGUGACUGUUUAAAACAUUUUGCACAAACAACACUUAAGAGUAGAGCCUAUUAGUUAUUGCUUUACGAACUGGGGUAUUUGUAUCGUUGGUAACGUACAACGCACACAAGACACAGUAUUCGAUUUGGAAGGGUACGGAAAGAACCUAGCCGAUUUUGCUCCUAAAAGGCAACAAAAAAGAUCAAGGAAGGGAUGGCGUUAGCUCUUCGGGCACCAGAGCACAGGUCCCCACGCAUGGAGUCCGCCGUGCGCGCGGUCAGGCGGGAGGCUCACCGUCUAACCAGAGACGUCCAGCAAAUGUACAACGAAUACAUUUCCUUUGACUCCAAGAGGGACCAUUUCAUAACAACGCUCAACAACGUGUACGCUCAACUGAGGAAAACUCGCUACCUCGGCAAAGGGUCCGACAUAGUGACCUUGGACGCUGUGCGAAGUUAUGUCUACUUCAAGGGCAAAGUUGCCGUCCUUCGCGACUUCUUCUCACUCUUGGAUAAACUUGCAAACAUUCGUAAGAAAGUGAGGGCAAACAUCAUGCCAAGGUUACGAAAACUUGUAAGUAGUGAGUUGAAGACGGUAGAAGACGCGUUUCGGAGGUGGGGGAGGGUCUUGCAAGGAGACAAUGACUUUCUUCGGUCUGUUACGGACGCGGUCUUAGAACAUUCCCCCGAACUGAGAGUAAAGAAAGAGAAUUUGGGAAUUCUAAAUCUCUUGCCUGAAAUUCUGACAGCAGCUUUCGACUGUCGUAACGCAAUCGCUCGUACUUUUGGAGACAAUGUACCAAUACACGUGCAGCUAGAAAUAGUGACGUCACCGAGAAAGAAAAAGUCGACGAUCCCCACUCUCCCUCGUAUCUCCACACGAGAUUUGGAUCAGCGACGAGAUUUCACACGCACGCGAGAUCUCGGGCGAGAGUUCCCGUCGCGGCGAGAUUUGGGUCCACGACGAGACUUAGCCACAAGACAAGGCUUGAGGAGAGAGGAUCCACCAACCACAACGUCUACAGAAGAGACAGUGACUCCAGAAGAAGCGGAGAGAAUCUUCCAGUCCACCUUGAGACAGAACAAACCGCGGAAGAAAACUUCCAGUACGAAGGGUCAGAAGAGGCGACAGGGCAAAGUCUCAGCCAAGAGCCAGGAAAGCCGACUGGAAGAAGAACUGCGAAUGCAAGCGGCGGUUGACAGAGAAGAAAUGGCGGAACUACGAGAAGACGUGACGGCCAUUAACAACAAACUGGUGCGCCUGUCGCUGGAAGUGGGGAGGGAGUUCAAUAGAAUCAACCGCAGUCUGGAGGAACUGCAUGCUUACGUGGACGAAGGGCUUUCAGGUUUGGUGAACGAUUCGGGCAUCGACACUGACAUCAGUGCGCAUGCUCAACAGAGACAUCCCUUCUUUGUGACGCAACGCUACCGAGAGGUGUCGAAGUCUCGCCAGUCUCGCCUUCCAACCGACGAGAAUUGACGAGAUUUCACGUUUCCUUUGCGAUUUCGAACACUUGUCAAAAAUACAUGUUGUAAAUACAACUCAUUAGAUAAGAAAAAACAGUAUCUAUGUGUUUUCAAAUCGAUCGAAGUGUGGUGAUUUUAUGUAAAAUAUGGCAAAUCAUUUGACGAACUCGUAAAAAAAAAUUUAGUGAAGGCAACGGGUAUAACGUUUUUACAAACCGCUGUAUAUGAGUAGCUUUAAUACAGCAAAAUGUAAAUUCCAAUAUUUACAGACGUACAUGUAGGAACAAUCUAUACGUUUACACAGAAGACUUUUAAAAGAAUAACUUUUACUACAUAGCUAUACUAUAUUAAUACACAAUGAAUGAAUACAAAUAUGAAGAACAAUUUUCUCUAAUAUGAAACAGGAACAUGUAAAACGAAGCAUAAACAUAAAAAGUAUCUAAAACCUAGGUCUUACGUUCUUUCUGGAUGAGUUUGUAGAAUUUGAACAUGAAGAAAAAUCUGACGAAAUGUUUUAAAAUCGUGCUACAUAUACAUGAGAAUGGUCUACCCUGUAUACAUAGCUGAUAUGUAACGACAAAGAUACAAAACAACAUGUUUUUUUGUGUCAGAUGCAACAUAAAGAGUGAGAAGUAUA
Branchiostoma floridae (Florida lancelet) is the source of this 2200-nucleotide messenger RNA. RefSeq lists its product as uncharacterized. The coding region runs from base 311 to 1576 and encodes 421 amino acids. The record is from RefSeq and is a predicted model, not a curated record. The transcript is spliced from 4 exons. NCBI's taxonomy places the organism in Eukaryota, Metazoa, Chordata, Leptocardii, Amphioxiformes, Branchiostomatidae.